AUGCCGAUUGAUACUCAUCCUACUGAUUGCGAGUAUUUUGGUGGUCAUCACGCCUAUGAGGGCGUUCACUACGACAAGAUGGAUCCUCCCAAUACACAGGAAGUUGCCAAGUUGUCUAAGAAGCUACGUGAUAUAGCGGCUCAGAGUGUUGGUGGUACUCACGCAGAUCGCAUAGUAGCUGCUGAUUUGCUCAGAUCAGCUCUGCUCGACUUGGCUGCUACCAAGAAGAAUUCCGGUGUAGUGACCAUUGACAAUUUACUCGGUGAAGACACUUCCCGUACGAUUAUUAUGAUGAAGACGGUUAAUGAGGACAGCGUUAUGAAAGCUCUGACUCAGCUGGUCGAGGAGCUCAACAUCCCCAAACCCUCGAUGUUUUAUACUCCUACUAAUCACUCUGCUGUGCAUUUCGAGUCCUCUGGUGUUGGUUUUUGCACUGAGUGUUUGAAGAAAAAGGUAGCUAUAAUGGAGAUUCCUUGCGGUAAGGAAUACGGAGGUAAAGCUUAUAUGUGCGAAGAGUGUUAUAGUAAACGUGAUGAUGCUGGUCCUGUUUUCAAGAUCGAAUACUAG
Perkinsus marinus ATCC 50983 is the source of this 567-nucleotide messenger RNA. RefSeq lists its product as hypothetical. The transcript has a single exon. Lineage: Eukaryota; Perkinsozoa; Perkinsida; Perkinsidae. Bases 1 to 567 code for a protein of 188 amino acids. The record is from RefSeq and is a predicted model, not a curated record.